GCAGUGCUCGACUUGCCGGCAGCUUUGUUGUGGGGAAGAGCAGCCCCUUCCCUGCCACCAAGGACUUUGUUGUUGGACCUCGAUGGUGUGGAGAUGUGGGAGAGAUUGUAGGAGCUCUGAGGGAGGAGGGCAGCUGCCCUCCUGCCAUGCAGCCUCAAAGGGUUAACAGGUCCCGGGGAGCCUGGAGGGACCGUUCACACCCUCUGCCCAAUCCUGGGAAUCCCUCUGUGCUAAUUGAGCACUAACCAGAUCAAAGACUCCAAUCAGGCAAUCAACACCCCCCUGGCCCCUGUCUUCAGGUCCCCAGCCCAGGCUGCUCUUUGUCUGCGGGAAGGAGAGCAAAGCAAUGUGGCUUCUCCCCACGCACGCCAGCUUUAGGGCCGGCCUUGCCUGGGCUCUCUUUAGCGUGGUCCUGGGGAUGGAGUUAAGUUUGCAGGAAAGUUUACUGUUAAAAUCCUUGGGUUUGAGCGCCAAGCCCAGCCCCAAAACCCCCGUUCCUGUGCCGUCUGUGCUCUGGAGGAUCUUCCAGAAGAGAAAGACGCUGCCUUCUACAAACAAAGACCUGGCAGAUGCUUGUAGGGUGGAGGAAUUUAAUGUCCCUGGGAACAUCAUCCGUGUCUUCGCUGACCAAGGCCACUUCAUUCAUAACGGGCAGCCCCAGAGGUUGCUGUGUCUGCAGAAGCGUCUGUACUUUAACCUCUCCGUGCUGGAGGAGGGCGAGCUCUUGACGAUGGCUCAGCUAGAGAUCAAAUUCAGCCACAACUCCUACCACACCUCCAGCCAGGGGCAGGUUUUUGAGCUGAGGCUCUACCAAACCUCCCAGAUGUCUCUACGGGGGAUGCCCUCCUACGAGCACGGCCGAAAGCUGCUGGUGGAGCAGUCCUUCGCCCAGCUGCACAAGUCUCUUCUCUUCAACCUGAGCGGGGUGGCGAAGGACUGGAGAACGUACAGCAGGAAUCUGGGCUUGAUCCUGGAGAUCUCAGUGAGCGGCGGCGAUGGUGCAUCAGCCCUGGCGAGCCGGGGGCUGCAGAGCCUCUGCGCCAGCAUCGACUCCUUCCUGGACACCUCUCUCCUGGUGGUGACCCUCAGCCAGCAGCAGUGCAAGGCUUCCAGGAGGAGGAGAAGUGCUCACUACACCCCCGUCACUCCGAGCAACCUCUGCAAGCCCAGGCGGCUUUACAUCAGCUUCAGCGACGUUGGCUGGGAGAACUGGAUCAUCGCCCCACAGGGCUACAUGGCUAAUUACUGCCUGGGUGAGUGCCCCUUUCCCCUGACAGCGGAGCUGAACAGCACCAACCAUGCCAUCCUCCAAACCAUGGUGCACUCGCUGGACCCGGAGGGGACCCCCCAGCCCUGCUGCGUCCCCGUCAGGCUGUCCCCGAUCUCCAUCCUCUACUACGAUAACAACGACAACGUGGUGCUGAGGCACUACGAGGACAUGGUGGUGGAUGAGUGUGGCUGCAGAUAGCGGAGCGGCUGGGGGAGCGUGUGCCCUGGGGUCCCGUCUGAAGCGUUGAAUGAUUGAUGGAAUAAAUCCA
Molecule: messenger RNA, 1538 nt
Organism: Aptenodytes forsteri (emperor penguin)
Lineage: Eukaryota; Metazoa; Chordata; Aves; Sphenisciformes; Spheniscidae
Gene: GDF1
Product: growth differentiation factor 1
Exons: 2
Coding region: 347-1468 (373 amino acids)
Biological process (GO): SMAD protein signal transduction; BMP signaling pathway
Cellular component (GO): extracellular region
Molecular function (GO): cytokine activity; growth factor activity
Source: RefSeq, a predicted model, not a curated record